AUGCAAUACUUAUAAAUAUCAGAGGAAUAUAACUAUUUUGAUAAUGAUUCUUAAUCUUUUUAUAGAAAACCUUAUUAAGAAAGCGAAAAUUAGACAUGCAUUUCUACUAAACAGAUUCAUUCUUAUAAUAAAGUCUAAUAUGCUGAGGAGAAGGAACCUUUUUUUUAAGACAUAAAAGGGGUAAAAAGUUUUUAAUAGAAUACAUUUUUUGAAUAAAAAAAAAAUUCAAUAAAAUCAAUUGAUAAGAAAUCAAAAAUAUAUAAGCCAGGUGAAACUAAAAACAUCCCUAAAAAUGUUUUAGUUGGUUUAAUGAAAUUUAUUGAAACAAUAUUGGAAAAAAAAUAAAUAGAAAAUUAUUAUGAGUUUGUAGAUGAUUUAGAUUGGAAAAAUUUGAAAGAUAUUCCAAAAUCAUAACUUACUAAGAAUACAUUAAUAAGUUUCUUAUCAACAAAAAUUGGAAGAUUGUUUGGAAAGUAAUAUUUUGGACAAUGUCAUUGGGCAUCAAAUUUUCUAAAAUAAAAUAAGACUAAAACUUCACUUUAUUACAAACAUAACCUUUAAUAUUACAGAAUGAGUGCUUCAUAAUAAUAAGAAUAUAUUGAAGAGGAAGAAAUUUAGGAUUAUUCUUAAAAUGGAUUUGAUUAAUUUUUAUGA
Molecule: messenger RNA, 654 nt
Organism: Paramecium sonneborni
Lineage: Eukaryota; Ciliophora; Oligohymenophorea; Peniculida; Parameciidae
Source: the annotation of a GenBank genome assembly